AUGAGCAGCCCGCGCCAAGACCAGGACGAGCAGAAGCAGGAGGAGAAGCCCGUGUUCCGCACGCUCACGCCCAACGAGCAGUCGGACCGCGUGCAGUACCGCUCCAUGGCCAUGGCCUCCGCGCCGCCGGCCUUCGGCAUGAUGGGCCAGCGCAGCCCGCUCGAGCAGAUGGGCGGCGCCUUCCCCGCCCCGCUGGCGUUCAACAUGGCGUCCAAGAAGUCGGCAGGCGUCUGCAAGAAGCCCGAGGCCGCGGGCGCCUCGCACUCCUUCGGCAUGCGCGUGGACCGCACCAAGUACGUGAACGUGACGCCGCGCGACCUGCCGCCCGCCCCCUUCCGCCUCGAGAUGCACACCCACUUCCACGUCAAGCUCGAGUCCACGCAGCGCGUGUGUGGCGUCGUGGGCAUCAAGCUCUGCGAGCUGGAUACGGACUUCGAGUUCAAGGCCGACAAGUGCAAGUGGAAGGUCGAGUACCGCCGCAACGGCGGCGCCCAGCGCGUCAGCCUCAACAUCGUCAUCUUCAAGACGAACAAGGAGGAGUACGUCGUCGAGGUGCAGCGUCGCGAGGGCGACGUCACCGCGCUGAUGCACCUGUACCAUGAGCUCAAGAGUCUGUUCCGCCGCAGCCAGCUGCUCAGCGAGAAGACCCCCACGUCGAACGGCGUCAAGCGCGCCGCCCCCAAGCCGCUCCCGAAGCUGCCGCUGUCGCCCGAGAGCAUCCAGGACGGCGUCUCGGCCCUCAAGGGUCUGCUCGAGAGCAAGUACGCCGAUGCGCAGAUGCAGGGCGUGCUUGGUGCCAUCUCCAUGUCAACCAUUGAGGAGACCCGAUCCGGCAUGGCUGGCCUCGUGCCCCAGCUAGUGACGCUGGCUCAGUCCAAGAACUCGAACGUGACGCGGUUAGUGAGCGCUGCCCUCGCACGGCUCUGCGAUCACCCGCAGUGCCGCCAAGCCUUUAUUCAGUCCGAUGGCUGGCAGUUUAUUGUGGACUGCGCCGCUGGUGGCGCUGGUGUGAAGCCCGAGGUGCAGCGAGAGAGUCUCCACGUGGUAGAGACAUUGUGUCCGCUGUACCACGACGAGCUGGCCAAGUCGGAGAACGCCGGACGUGUGCUGGAGCUUGUGCAGGAGUGGCAGAAGAUUGAGGACCCCCGCCUCAAGAAGCACGCAUGCAACGCACACCGCGCCCUGAAGGAGGCUGGAGUCCUCGCGUAA
Messenger RNA from Phytophthora sojae, 1209 nucleotides. RefSeq lists its product as hypothetical. The transcript has a single exon. The record is from RefSeq and is a predicted model, not a curated record. The coding region runs from base 1 to 1209 and encodes 402 amino acids. Gene Ontology annotation, molecular function: protein binding. Lineage: Eukaryota; Oomycota; Peronosporomycetes; Peronosporales; Peronosporaceae.